Messenger RNA from Sclerotinia trifoliorum, 3899 nucleotides. NCBI's taxonomy places the organism in Eukaryota, Fungi, Ascomycota, Leotiomycetes, Helotiales, Sclerotiniaceae. The record is from the annotation of a GenBank genome assembly.
CUAUGUUGGAGAUGCAUCCAUUAAUAAAUGAUUUUGAUGUCAUCCACAAAAAUGUGACGGAGGUCCGAUGGGUUAUGCCAAGAAUGGUGGCACAUGGUACCGAUUUUAGUUCGAGAAGUCGAGAAGUCAAGAAUCUUCCUAGUUCUUCAACCAAUCCCUCGCCAUCUUCAACCAACAAUUGGUAUUAUUGAUGCAGAAGACAGCGAUCUCUACGUUGCUUCAAACGAAAAGACCUUGAUGGAACGGGACCACCCAGUACUCGAGUGAUCUAUCUAAAUGAAAAAAUCUCAGGCCCACUUCUAUUUGUUGGUUGGCGGUAAGAAAUGCUGAUAAUGGUAGGGGAUAAUGAUACCUAGGCUUUGUUUUUCAAGUAUGGUUGUGGCGCAGACAUUUUAGCAUCACUAUCAUGGUAGCAUUGGUAUUAUACUUAUCGUCUCAUAUCCUUCCAUAAUGCUUGAUAGACUGUUUUCUGUCGAUCUUCUGUUACACCACUGGUACCAUACGAUACGGUACGAUAACGAAACACAAACAUUCAGAAUUGUUAACAGAAAGGAAGAGAGGGGUGGGUGGAGUUCACAUUUAUUGCCAACAAUUAUCUCAACAUUCACUCAACAUGAGUACCAGUCCGGCUGAGCCAAAAGGCAUUUUAAAGGCGAGCGAAAUUGAUCUUUCAGAUACUCCAAUUGCAGUCGCAUCUUCUUCGCUAUCACAAAAUAUACCGAAAUUGUCCCAUCAAAGACACGUAUACCGCAGAAUGGACUCGCAAAGCUCCGUUCGAUUCUCCCCAAAUCUUGAAAGUACUCCCCAAGACAGUCAAUAUUCGACAAUUCCCUUAAUAGUUGAGGGUGAUUCCAAUAAUUCUGCGGACAUGUCUCAAGGAUUGGGUAUAUCUCGAAUGUCCACCACUGCCAGUCGCAAAUCUCCAAGUCCACCCAGUCCUUCAAGUGGAUUUUACAGUCCGCCAAUUGGUUCCGGAUCUUUGAUGACUUCUCCUGCGACUUCACAAAAUCGUCUACUGGAAUCUCCGAGCUGGCCGGAAAAUAAUACAUAUAGUGCAGGUGGAGGAUACUCGGGGGUAGAUCAGAGGCAUACGCGCAAUGAAUCUGUGAAUAAAGAAGAUAUUUCUAAGGGAAAGAUUUCAGCUUUCACUGAGAGUUUGGACAUAGCUUUUGACGGUCCAGACCUCUCCAGACCGAACAGUAUCCGUGGAACUCCUGUGCAUGACGAGAAACACAUUGGAUGUGGAUGCGCAGCAAAUAAUGAUAUUCAUUCGCGGGGCAGAAGUUGGACGUCAGUAUCAGUUUUAUGCCUAUGCAUAUAUUCAACUAUAUUCUCCGGCAUUUGGUUUUUCAUAGCUGUUCUUCGGCCACGAUAUGGCGAGCAUAUUAAAACCAAUGGGUCGUUGCCUCCAACAACUGCUUCGAUUUUGUUUGCUGGUUUUGCGAAAACUAUUGAGCUAUCCUUUGUCACUAUAUUUGUCAAUUUUCUAGGCCAAGUCUUGAGUCGGAGAUCUCUUAUUAGGAACUCUGAUGGUGUCACCGUUGCUGAGUUGACAAUGCGAAAUUGGGUAAGUUUAACUUUUUUGGUGUUUGAUAUGGGUUUCUUUACGUCUGAUGUGGAAUGCUCGUUUGAUAUUAACUAUCCUCCUUUAGGUCAUUCAACCAGGAUUCAUGCUCACGAACCCCAGGAUUUUACGAAGGGCCGCAUUGUCAAUUUUGGGAGGAAUCACAUUAACCGCAGCUGUUGUAGCUAUGUUUUAUACUACGGCAUCAGAUGCCAUAGUCAGCCCUAGUCUCCAAUUCGGGAAAUGGGAUAGUGUGAUAAUGAAGGGUCUGGUCAAAACAAGUUAUGGCAAUCCAUUUUAUGUUGAGCAGAGUUGUCAAACCCCUAUUUCAACAGCUAUGGAUCCGCUAUAUUCCGCUUCCACUUGUGUGGAUAUCGAUCAUGCUGGGGAAGGUGUGUAAAACCUCCAGUAGGCUGUUUUUAAAAUACGCUAACCCUCUAGCGUAUCAUAACUUUCUCGAGUAUCUUCGUACUUGGGCCGAAAUUGCUGCUCCUGGAGGCAAAAGUAACUCAUCCGAGUUAGCACAUCGUCCAAAUGUGACAGCCAUGCUCUACGAUAACACUACUGUCAAGGCCUCAUGGAUUCGUACUAAUACUAGCGAUAUGGCUGCUAGUUAUAAAAAGUACAAUCGUGUUGUGAACAACGUCACUCUUGCUAUGCCACACUCCGGUGUUAUCUCAGCUGCAACUGAUCAAGUUAAUGGCAUUUUACAGCCUUCUGAUCUCGAGGGUGUUGGAGAAUACAAAGUAAGAGCGUCAGUAGUGAGCCCCACUAUCAACGUUUUAUGCGUGAACAUGAAUAAAACUGAGCUAUCGCCAAUUAUCUACGUUGAUUGGCCGAAUGCGGUCACAACUGAUUCUAUAACUGUUCCAAAUCAAAAGCUGGCUUGGGGCGGUUAUACAUCCCAAAUUGUUUUAGAGUCGGGACAGGAAUAUCUUAAUAGUACUGCAGUAGAUGAUAUCUUUGGCUGGGGUACAAAUGGUAAACAGCCUCCAGUGUUUCCGAUGGUAAGUAAGCUAAGUAGUAUAAAUAUGGUUGAAUGUUUGCUGACUUACUUUAGUUACCCAUUGACUACAAUACCAUAAGUAACAUAUCGGUAUACAUGAGCGAAUUCAUUUACGUUCUUACAAAAUCCAGUAUUACAACCGAUUAUACCAUCUGUGAAAUGAGUGAGUACUCCUUUCGACAUACUUUAAUUAUUUUACUUCUACAUUCCCACAGUUUGAUCUCCAGUUGAUCAAGGAACAAAUCUACAAUGUUAUGGAUUGUCUAGAACGUCUGGCUUUGGUACUAACAAUAACCUUCCAGGCUCUUUUCUUGCAACUGAUUGCAGCACAAAAUACUCGGCUGCUGGAUCGGGAGGGACUCUCGAGACCACAUGCGAAGAUCCCAAUGAUGAAUUGGCCUAUGCCAAAUCCUACGACCCUCCACCUCCACCUCCUGCCGCACAAACAGAUUUUCGAAACAUAAUUUCAGAAUGGGCACUUACAUUGUCCCUUAACACCGGAAUUUCAAACGAUAACGCUUCUGUUUCUCGAUUGCUGACACAAUUCGUCGCGACGACUCCUAGUCUCAAUACCACAUUACCGAGUCUAGCAGAAGCCCUCGCUUCACUCGCUGGCUGUACCCUAUUAAUUAGUGCCCAGGACGCCACUUUCAGACAUUACAUGGGAUAUGAAGCUACAAAUAGUAUCGUAAGCCCCGGCAUAUAUGAACCUUUCAACGCAUCCAUCUCCAGUCAAUCCUACACUUCUGGCCCUGCCGUUCGCUGGCAAAAUAUAUUCUAUGUUGUCCUCAUACUCGUUUUCCUAACCAAUCUUUUCUGUCUCGGCUAUUUCAUCCGCCAACGUGGUCUCGUAACUGAUUUCACCGAAACUCAGAAUUUAUUUGCUCUAGCAGUUAAUAGUCCCCCUUCUCAACGCUUAGGUGGAAGUUGUGGUGCUGGUCCGCAAGGAGAUCAGCUAAAUGUUGAUUUCCAUGUCCAUCAUGAGGAAAAUUCAAGUCACUUCUACUUGAAGGAGGGAAAUAGUAGCAGUGUUUUUGAGCCGUCGAGUUUUGAGUUGAAGAGUCGAAAAGGCCCGGGUAUGGGGUUGAAAUCGAGGACCGCGAGUAGUUAUAGCAUGUUGAGUAAUAAACGGAGGAGUAUCCUGUAGUUUUGGGAUAUGCGAUGUACGAUAUGCAGCUCAGUGGGAGAUAAUAGAGGGGUGAAUGGUUUGCAUAUUAUAGAGAAGCGAGCGGGGGGUUCCUUUUGUGGCUGCUUUGUAUAGAUAGAUAGAGAGAUUUGAGAUUUGAGAUACCCUUGAUUAAUGAUGAAAUUUUGAAGUUUAAUAAUUAU